AUGGGGACUUUUGACGGGCUCUCGAACUUAGAAUACCUCUUGCUUGAGAACAACAACUUGGAGAGCCUUCCUGAGGGAAUCUUUAAUGGACUCUCAAGGUUGGGACAACUCAAUCUUUACAACAAUGAACUAUCGAGUCUACCUGCAGCAAUCUUCAACGGGCUCUCAAAUCUGCAAUACAUUUAUUUGUACAACACCAGAAUAUCGAGGUUACCUGAAGGAAUCUUCAAUGGGCUUGGAAGAUUGGCCAUUCUGCGUUUGCACGACAACGAGCUGGAAAGUCUACCAGCAGGUUUAUUCAAUGGGCUCGGGACUCUGCAAUAUCUCUAUCUCAACAACAACCAGCUGAAAAGCCUUCCAGCAGGAAUCUUCAGCGGGGUCUCGUGCGUGCAGUACCUUGGUCUCAAGGGUAACGAGCUAUGGAGUCUUCCUACCGGAAUCUUCAACGGGCUCUCAAGUUUGCAGGAGCUUGAUCUUGGCAACAACAAUCUAGAAAGCUUGCCUACAGGAAUAUUCCAGGAACUCUCAAGCUUGCGGAAUGUGCAUUUGGGUUACAACAAGCUCAACAGCUCGGCAGCAAGCUUGCCUACGGGAGUAUUCAACGGGCUCUCUUCACUGUGGUCCAUAGAUCUUGGGCAAAACAUGUUAGAAAGGCUGCCUACAGGGAUAUUCGACGGGCUCUCAAGCUUGGGGCGGCUUUAUCUUGACGGCAACACUCUAAAGAGUCUACCUGCAGGAAUCUUUAACGGCCUGUCGAGGCUGUGGUAUCUUGAUCUUCAAAACAACGAGCUGCAGAGCUUACCUGCAGGAAUAUUCGAUGAUAUCUUGAAUAUUUGGUUUCUGUACCUCAACAAUAACUCACUCUCAACUCUUCCUGCUGGAGCUUUUGACAGCGUGCCGUACUUGGGAAAUCUAUUCCUUGAUAAUAACAAUCUAGAAAAUCUUCCUUCGGGAAUUUUUGACGGCCCUUUCAGAUUGGGGACUCUA
Messenger RNA from Guillardia theta CCMP2712, 987 nucleotides. RefSeq lists its product as hypothetical. Gene Ontology annotation, molecular function: protein binding. The record is from RefSeq and is a predicted model, not a curated record. The annotation marks the transcript as partial. Lineage: Eukaryota; Cryptophyceae; Pyrenomonadales; Geminigeraceae. The transcript has 2 exons.